AGUCGGAUUGAUUCGAAUAAUUUAAUCGAAUCAAUUCGAUUCAUUCAGUCAUCAUCUUGCCGCGGGAGUUUUGCGACACGACCAUCGCAUCCUCCGACGCGACGGGACGGACGAACGGAGCAUCACAACGAGCUGCUCUGUAUGUGACAAUGACGGUGCCACCGGCGCAUGCGCCAGUAAGCUGCCAGUUAUCAGUUGAGGAACCUUCUCCCACUCAUUCAGGUUUUCACGCACUCCACACAACUGAAGCAAUUCACUGGAACCAAAAUGUGUGUCAAACAUACAAAAUGGGUUGCCAAUACAAGGCACAGCAUUGGAGGCAAGGCAGAGACAGCGGCUUGCACGUCCCUGCAGACAUUAUCUUCUUUGCUUGUGUGUUUGUGGUUCCUUCAUUAUUUAGUUUGGUGCAGGUUUUACAAUGACUGCUCGGAGUUGCCGCUAUCAGUUUCCAGCCUGGGAUGACGCCAAUCUGAUUAUCCCCAUUGGAGCCCACACUCCCCUUGCCCGCAACCUGCCUUCGUGUCUGACCGCCAAAAUACUGGGGGUGGGUGGCGAAGAUGUACCAAUAGUGUACUGUGGAGCCACCUACUUCCCCUUGUCUUUUCAGAUCAAGGAAUUCAAUCAGGCCUUUAUCGACAUCAAUGACAACAAAGGGUGGAUGAUUGCGAGGAGGGACCAGAAGGUGGUUUUGGUUGGAGAGUCCAACAAUGGCAGGUUCAAGGUCCAAAUGGCUCUAAACUUCUAUUCGGAAUCGCCAACCUUGAUCUCAGCGUACCCAGUGUCACGAAAAGACCGACAUUUGCAAAUUGACUUUUUGAGGUUUGACAAUGGUGGGAACCUGGUCCACAAUGGGAUCUUGCACCUCUUGGCUGGCUUGGGACGAAGAAGUCCCAUGGUCCUACAGGAAAUUGCAAAAGCAUUCAUUGCCUCUACCAAUGACAAGAAAGUGCUCUCUUGCCGAGGAUUCUGUAAGGACUCUUCGAAGCAUAAUGCAGAUUGUCCAAUCAGUCAAAUGCAAAGCCAAUGGCGGGAUCCUGAGUAUUUGAAAUGGAGAGAUGAAAAGUACUACCACUAUUGGCGGUACAACAGCAUAGAGCUAGGAGCUCCUUGGUACUUUGUACUCGAUCAUGAAAAGUCCAUGACAUUGGUGCUGCAAUGCUGCAAUCGACAUCCUUAUGCGGAACUAUAUUCCAUCCCUUGGGAUGCCCACCGAGAAAGGAAGCUGAGGAAGCUGACCAAAAAGGCCACAAUGUACUUCACAGAGCAGGAAAAGAAGGUUGAGAAGCUAGACAGUAUCGCUAGGAAAAUUUGGCGUGAAGGCCGGCAACGAGAUUCCAACAAGCUGGUGCGGAAAAGCAGAGGGAGCCUGGAGGUUAUUGGCUUUGGGCGCAAUCCCCAGGAAGAAUUCUUGAUCCUGCAUCCAGCACGCUACAUUGGAUACAGAUUCAAGCCACCACCAUCAGAUGGUCAGAGUGCUGAUGGUUUUAUGCGUUAUGGUGACUUCUUUGUCGGAUACAAUGCAGAAAUGGAUGAUUCGAUACGUGAAUUGUCUGCAGAGGUGAGAGCCUACAAUCAGGCAAAGACUGAUAUAGAUGGAGCUCAAUGGGAACAGAUCACAUCCGGAGCAUGCAUGGGAGUCCAAGAAGUGGGCCCUGGAGUCUAUCACCUCAAUUAAAGCUAUCACUUUUUUAGUACAACGCCAUAAUGCAAAAAACAACACAUUUGCUAAAGCCCGUGUAUGUGGAGCCGCGGUGAAAUACGAGACAGUUGUGUGCAGAGGCCG
This is a messenger RNA of Seminavis robusta, 1783 nucleotides long. Lineage: Eukaryota; Bacillariophyta; Bacillariophyceae; Naviculales; Naviculaceae. The record is from the annotation of a GenBank genome assembly.